AUGAAUCCAAUCACAUAAAUUACUAUUAUGGAUACAAUCAUUAAAGUGAUAAUUAAUGGUGAAAAUGCUAUUAUCAUUGUAUUAUUGCAAUAACUAGCAUUAUUUUUGACAAGAUUAUAAACCCAUUUCGAUACCUAUAUUAACUAAUGUAAGGCAAUGUAUAUUCCUAAUACUAUAAUGAAUCCACAAGCUAAAAAUGCAACAAUGAAAACUACCGCUAAAUAAAAUAGUAAAAUAAAUAUCAUUUUAAAUGAUAACUACUAAAUUACAUUAGCAAAAAUGUGAA
Molecule: messenger RNA, 286 nt
Organism: Paramecium sonneborni
Lineage: Eukaryota; Ciliophora; Oligohymenophorea; Peniculida; Parameciidae
Source: the annotation of a GenBank genome assembly